Molecule: messenger RNA, 2605 nt
Organism: Ceratosolen solmsi marchali
Lineage: Eukaryota; Metazoa; Arthropoda; Insecta; Hymenoptera; Agaonidae
Product: CCAAT/enhancer-binding protein
Exons: 1
Coding region: 605-1780 (391 amino acids)
Biological process (GO): DNA-templated transcription; regulation of transcription by RNA polymerase II
Molecular function (GO): RNA polymerase II cis-regulatory region sequence-specific DNA binding; DNA-binding transcription factor activity, RNA polymerase II-specific
Source: RefSeq, a predicted model, not a curated record
UAUAAGCGCAAACGGAUAAGACAGAGCGAAAGAGAGAAAAUAAGUGUGUAAAAUAAAGAGGGAAUAAAGAUAAGAGCAGUAGUGGGAGAAAAUGUCUGAUGUUGAUUGGACGCAGGCGUAGAGUUCGGGUCUAAGGCACGUACGGUGAAUUUACGUUAAACGCGCUCUCGCUAUUUGUCCGCUUGGCUUUGAAAACUUACGGCAUGACGUGAAAGCGCUCAGUCGCGCGCCAACUCUCGUGAGAGAUAUUUGUACGCAUGCUGUUUUCCACUUGAUUUUGUUCACUACUUUUCAAAUUCCGUUGAUUCUUUCUCUGAAUUUGAAAAGUCACGUGAGUUUCAGAAAUUGUGAAUAUAGGUGUAAAGUGAGAACUACUCGUCUGUUAAAAGAUAAGUUUUUUAUAUCUCAGAAGGUAUGCAAGAAUUACCAUAUAAAUGUUGGUAUUGAUUCAGUGUAAGUAAUUAAAAGAAAGCACAAACAAUAAAAAAGCAAGAUAAGGAAAGGGGGAAAGAAGAGUUAAAAAGUUAGGCUCAAAGAAACGGAAUAAUUGAUGUUUGAGAAGAGAACCAUACUGUAUAUCUGUGAUGUGUGAUUAAGACAAGUGAUGGAAUCGCCGAAUAUGUACGACGCGCAAGCCCAUCAAGUAGGCCAACAACAAAUGCAGGUCGAUCUGAAAAAGUCGACUCAGUUGAUUGCCCAGAAUAACAAUAAUAAUAAUAAUAAUAAUAAUAAUAAUAAUAAUAAUAACAACAAUCAGAACAACAACAGUAGCCUACAGGUAAAUCAUAAUCAACAAACAAAUGGUGUAAGUAAAGUAUCGGCUUCAAAAGCUAGCCUGCACCAACAGUAUGCUGAGCACUGUGCUGUAGCAGGCGAGCUCACGGAUCUCAACACUCCUGAAAUUUCCCUGGAUUUACAGCAUCUCAUCGAUGAUUCACACUUUAAUGACGGACUACUUGAUAUGCUGGGUGCCGGAGCCGGAAGUGGUAACGGCAACGGUAAUACCAGUCUUAAACAUGCACGUGUCCCUAGCAAUGGAGGCGGCUAUCCGCGAGUUGCUACUCUAGCCUACAUGCCUCAACCGGUACACAGCGCCGCAAGCUAUCAUCACGGAAGCAAUAGUUGCAGUGACAGCAACAGUUCAAGUAGCGAAUCGCCAAGUAUUAAGGAGGAACCACUAGAUCCUGCGGACUACCGUCGUCAUUGUCAGCAAUAUACUCCUAGCGGCUACAAUCCAGGGGUCGGCAGUUCAUUUCCAAGCACAGGCCCAACAUUUACAACAUUAACACCUAGUUCGGGUCUGCAAGCAGGCCAUCACUCUAUGCAUCAGCAGCAUCCUCAACAGCAGCCGCAACAACAACAGCAACAACAACAGCAGCAACAGCAGCACAGUCGUACAAUAAUGAAGCCUGUGUUAGCACAUCAGCAACAACAGCAGCAUCACGCAGGACUCGCGAACGCGGUUGUUACCUCACGUAAGCAGUCAAAGUCGGUAGACAAGGCAAGUGAUGAGUAUAGGCGACGUCGUGAACGUAACAAUAUCGCCGUACGUAAAAGCCGUGAGAAGGCGAAGGUACGUUCACGUGAAACUGAGGAGCGAGUAAAGCAUCUCGUCAAGGAAAAUGAUGUAUUACGUAAGAAGGUAGAGAUCCUCUCGGAAGAACUUAAUGUUCUUAGAUCUCUCUUUAGUAGCGUAGGCGUACUCCCAGAGCAGUUGCAGCGUGAAAUCUCAAGGCACAUCGACCAGUUUCAACAGCACGUGGGCGGACCGCCAAUGUAGCAAUACGAAUCUGGGCAAAACAGCCUCCGCAGGAUAAAAGACUCAUUUGUAACAGAGAUCACAUAGUGCUAGAAUAACGGAGAGCAGCCUGAGUUAUUCAUUGAUGAUCGGCCUCGGGGGAGGUGACUCGUAUUUGUGUGCGCGUGCGCAGAUAGCAUUGUCCACCGCCAAUCAUUUCGCGCUGUAAAACUAACUGGUGUACCUUUCUGUAUUAUGUCUUACCUUGGCCUAUCCUCUUGCGGCGUUUCAUCUUAUUCUACUUAAGACUGGCCGGAUCAGCCCUGAUGAGACUUCCCCAUGCAUUGAUGGACCCACCCCCUUGUGCUAUCGUUACACGAAUACGUAACGUCAGAAAGCAAUGUGAAAAUUACAAUCGCUUUAAAAGUAGAAAAAUGAAUGAGGACGUGUAUGAGUACGAAAUAUAGACUAACCAAGAACCACUUGAUACGAUUAAUUAGCAUGAAAACCCUUACAAGGCUUUUCCACGUGGUGUUGUGAUUCAAUGCGCUCCUUUAAUAACAUUUAAACAAUUAGACUAUCAUUUCCGUUAAUCAGAUGAAUCUGUAUUUCUCCAUUAAGAGCUUUCGAGAUUUUUUCAUCAUCUUGCUUCUUCUCACUUACGUGCAACUUUUCAUUUUUUUUUUUAUUUUUCAUACUAUGCAAAUAUUUAUAAAUCUCAUUUUAACAUUUAUAAUUUUUAUUUUUCCCAUGCUUCUUCGUCCUAAUUAAUUUCUAUCUAUAAAUAGAGUACAACAAAUUAAAGAAACUGGUCGUACCAAUUUUGUAUAGUAACAUAUUUUUGUGUGACGUAUAAUGUGAUUCAUA